Molecule: messenger RNA, 1513 nt
Organism: Cryptococcus deneoformans JEC21
Lineage: Eukaryota; Fungi; Basidiomycota; Tremellomycetes; Tremellales; Cryptococcaceae
Product: asparaginase, putative
Exons: 6
Coding region: 96-1280 (394 amino acids)
Biological process (GO): amino acid metabolic process
Molecular function (GO): asparaginase activity
Source: RefSeq, a predicted model, not a curated record
CCUUGCACCGAGAUCAUCUUAUAAAAACAGCAAUCCAUCCGAACGACUGCUCCCGCCCCGAAUCCUUGCAACACGAAACCACCGCAUAUAACAGGAUGACAGGUCAACAAACAGCUAAAAGACGAAGUGUGCUGAUGAUCGGUACGGGCGGUACCAUCGCCUCUGAAACAACCGCAAGCGGUCUCGCACCUCUUCGACAAGACACAUUCUUCCGCCGUAUCCGACAGCAUCCUUCGCUCACUUCCCCUCUUCAGUUCUCCUCCACCUCCGUCUCCUUCUCUUCCCCAGUCAUCACCACGGUCAUCGACAAGAACAUCAAGUACCCUAAACUGGUCACCCCAGAACUGGAUGAUGAAGGUCGGGAUGUUGAGUAUGAGAUUCUGGAUUUGAAUAGACAUAUGGACAGUAGUGAGAUGACGCCUGCAGAGUGGAAUAAGAUUGCGGCGCUGGUAUAUCAGAAUUGGGACGGGUACGAUGGGUUUGUUAUUUUGUCUGGGACCGAUACUCUGGCGUACACCGCGGCUAUCUUAUCAUUCUUGUUCAAAGAUGCGGGGAAACCAAUCAUCGUCACUGGAGCUCAAAUCCCUCUCUCUCGACCGAGAUCAGAUGGUUGGACGAAUAUUCUCGAUUCGCUCUUCGUCGCUGGCGUCUUGCCUUAUGCCGGUGUGGGCAUCGUUUUCAACCACCAAGUAAUGCAUGGUACCAGGGCAACCAAGACCAGCCCAAACCUCUUUGCCGCAUUCACCACGCCCUGUAUCCCCCCACUCAUCAACCUCAAUGUCAAAAUUACUCUUGACUCCACUCUAUCCCUUGCCCCACGAUCUAUUACACCCCCCGCACCACUCAUCGCCCUCAAUGCUGACCCUACCGUCCUCUCCGUCCAUAUCUAUCCCGGCCUCACCGGUUCACUUCUCUCCGCGCAAAUUGCCGCCGUUCCCACUUGCAAAGCUGUCAUUCUCUCAGCUUAUGGUUCGGGUAACUUGCCUCUCGACAUGGAGAAUGGAGUUUUGGAGGCAUUGAAAAAGAUGGUAGAGCGAGAAGUGCUGGUGGUCGUCAUUUCACAAUGUGCGAUACCGAAUAUUUACCCGCUGUAUACCCAGGGAAGGACGCUUCUGGAUAUCGGGGUCUUGCCGGGUUAUGACUUGACGCACGAGGCGGCCUUUGCAAAACUCAUCUGGCUUGUGUCAAGGCCCGAUUUGACAUUCGAACAGAGACAAGAGUUGUUCGAGACGCCAUUGGUCGGGGAGAUGUCUGUGACCAGCCGCUUGCGCAAGACGUAGAGAAGCAAGCUUGGAAGGAUCCGCCGUGCUCGUACUAUGAAAUUGCACCAGAUCCAUACAAAGCCACGUGGCUCUCGGAGAAGACCGACAGAUAACGGGUGGCGAAUAUUUAUACAGUUGUUCGGGUUUGUGUGCUUCGGGAAUGAGUGCGUGGGUACGCCGGGCCCUUCUGAUGCAGUUAUAAGCAUGUAUGCAUGCAUGGGAUGAUAUAUAUACCCAGCUCCAUCCAUUCC